UCCAUUUAAGCAGAAAAUGGAGGCAAUGUCGACUAGAAUUCAGAACUUCAAAAAUUCACCUUUUUUUGAUUAUCCUGAUUGGAUUAAUUCACAGCAUUUGACUGGGACGACAAUUAUGGCAGUGGAAUUUGCAGAUGGAGUAGUUAUUGGCGCAGAUUCUCGCACAACCACUGGAUCAUACAUAGCCAAUCGUGUGACAGAUAAACUAACUCCAAUCACAGACAAGAUCUACUGCUGUCGGUCAGGUUCAGCUGCUGAUACACAAGCCAUUGCUGAUAUUGUGAAAUAUUAUCUUGACUUUUAUUGUCGAGAGAUUGGUAAAGAUCCUCAAGUUACAACUGCCGCGAAUAUUUUUAAGAAGUUCUGUUAUGACUACCGUGAUUCCCUGUCUGCAGGAAUCAUUUGUGCCGGUUGGGAUGAAUAUAAUGGUGGACAGGUAUACUCUAUUCCACUUGGAGGAAUGUGUGUAAGGCAGCCAUUUACAAUUGGAGGCUCUGGUAGUACAUAUAUUUAUGGGCAUUGUGAUGCUACAUUCAAAGAAGGAAUGACUAAAGAUGAAUGUUUUCAGUUUGUCGCUAAUGCUGUAUCAUUGGCAAUGUCACGAGAUGGCUCAUCAGGGGGUGUUAUCAGAAUGGCUGCAAUCACUAAAGAUGGUCUGGAAAGGAAAGUGCUUUUGGGAAAAGAAUUGCCAAAAUUCUUUGAAGGAUGAUGUUGAAAUAAGAGACACUAUGAGUAGUGAGGCCAAAGAGCAUUUCAUACAUUUGUUAUUAAACAGUUAAAUUUAA
Xenia sp. Carnegie-2017 is the source of this 785-nucleotide messenger RNA. RefSeq names its product proteasome subunit beta type-6-like. Lineage: Eukaryota; Metazoa; Cnidaria; Anthozoa; Malacalcyonacea; Xeniidae. Gene Ontology annotation, molecular function: threonine-type endopeptidase activity. The record is from RefSeq and is a predicted model, not a curated record. Bases 17 to 709 code for a protein of 230 amino acids. The transcript has 7 exons. Gene Ontology annotation, cellular component: proteasome core complex.